This is a messenger RNA of Leptidea sinapis, 1469 nucleotides long. RefSeq names its product glucose-1-phosphatase-like. Gene Ontology annotation, molecular function: sugar-phosphatase activity. NCBI's taxonomy places the organism in Eukaryota, Metazoa, Arthropoda, Insecta, Lepidoptera, Pieridae. The record is from RefSeq and is a predicted model, not a curated record. The transcript has a single exon. Gene Ontology annotation, cellular component: outer membrane-bounded periplasmic space. Gene Ontology annotation, biological process: dephosphorylation. Bases 209 to 1411 code for a protein of 400 amino acids.
AAGCACGACACUCGCGUUACAACACGGUUCUUAAAAUAAUGACUGUGUAAUAAUAUAUUCGUUAUCUGCGCGUUUCGGUGUGAUUGUAAUCCAAUUUAAAAUCUACGUAUAAUAUUACAAAAUGACGAGAUCUAAUCAGUUAUAUGUUAUCCAUUCUGCAAAGUGAAUGAAACUAAAUAAAUGAAGUUCGAUAACCUACAAUUGUAAAAUGGCGGGAAUAAUCAUUGUGUGUUUACAGUUUUUAUUUUUUUUUAAUCUAAGUGUCCAAGGCUACGAGUUGCAGCAAGUACUUAUACUAAGCCGACAUAAUAUUCGAGCUCCUUUGUUGAACAAUUUAAAUAACCUCACAACAUACAGUUUUCCACGAUGGAAUAUAAAACCAGGAUAUUUGACUGAGAAAGGUGCAAAACUGGAGAGAUAUAUUGGACACUAUAUAACUGAUUGGUUAGUGAAAAAAGGUUUAUUACCAAAUGGAUGUCCAGAGCUAAGCUCGAUACACGUGUACGCCAAUACGAGGCAAAGGACGCGUGAAACAGCCAAGGCGUUUGUGAACGGAGCAUUUCCAAACUGUAACAUAACGGUUUACAGUAAAAAUUCGGACGAAAUGGAUCCACUGUUUAAUCCCAUAGUAAGAAACCGAUCAUCUAUUUUAAAAGAAACCAUUGUUAAUGAAAUGCAACAGAGGAUAAACAAGUUAAAGCUACAUAAUGCCUACGUAAAGUUAAAUGAAAUAACUAAUUUGAAACAUUCUAAUAAGUGUUUAGUUGAAAACUUUUGUGACUUUGCAAAAGAAAGGGAUGACGUUGUAUAUGAAGUUGGACAGGAACCAAAUGUGAUUGGACCAUUAUAUUUAUCAAACGCAUUAGUUGAUGUUUUUCUGAUGAGUUUCUACGAAGGAAUGUCACUAAACGAUGUUGCCUGGGGUAAAAUUAGAACCCCAAAAGAGUGGAAAUUAUACACUGACAUAGUUCGAGAAAAUCUCAAUGUAAGAUUUAACGGUACUGCUCUUAGUAAAGAAGUCGCUAGGCCGUUGUUGAUGUAUAUUAACGAUAUUCUUAAGAGUGAAAGCGCGCCAAAAUUAACGCUUCUAGUGGGUCAUGACGCCAACAUCAAUUCUGUGAUGGCAGCGAUCGGCUUCAAGUCUUAUGUGUUACCAGAUCAGUUUGAACUUACCCCAUUAGGUGGAAAGCUAGUAUUUCAAAGAUGGUAUGACAGGAAUUUAAACAGAAAUCUACUAAAAGUCGACUACGUUUAUCCUACUUUCGAACAAUUAAGAAACGGAGAAAGACUGUCUCAGGAAAAUCCACCACAUUGGGUUCAUAUGGAGUUAAAAAAGUGUACACCUGUCCAUGAAUUUUUUUGCGAUUGGAACGAUUUUAUCAGGGAUUUUGAAAACAUUUUAAAAAUGUAACUUAGAAAUGCUACAUAAUGUUCUUUUCCACCCAUUAUUAAAUUAUUUGAUUAAAUAA